AUGUUCAACUCUACCUUCCUCCCAGCCCAGAAGUCGGCGUCCAUCACGUUAUUUUCCAUUUUCCCCGGAGCACCUCGCCGUCUCGACCUAUCUGACCACUUGAUGACGGCCUGGGAGCUUUUAUAUCAAAUGCUGAGCUUGGAAAACGGCUGCAAGCUACUGGCGUUGUCAUUGGUUCUGCUCAACUUGAAGGUCUUUCCUUUCAUCUACCAUCUACGAAUUCUCAAUGCCGUCAGAUUCGUGCUUCGUUCGCAGCGACCGAAACAAGAUGUGACACCGGAACAACUCUUCCAGCCUCUGAUCACGUCUUCUAAAGCGUGUCUGAUGGAGAUCGACGUGUUUGGCCACAAAUCAAACAGUACAUACUUCACGGACAUAGACGUCGCUCGUGCGCACUUGGUAACGACGAUGUUCGGAAAGGGGAUCGAGAAGAUUCGUGGUGGCACAACCAUGAACGGGCUGAACGGGAAACGAAGCAACUUCACGGUGGCCUUGGGUGGCGUCAGCUGUACAUUCAGGAAAGAACUUCUGCCCUACGAGACCUACGACAUGUGGACUAGAAUUCUAUCGUGGGACGAGAAAUGGAUGUACUUGGUCACGCACUUUGUGAAACGAAGCCACAACAUUCAACCAAGGGUGUCUUCACUGUAUCCACAGCAGAACAGCAGCAGCCAAGACGGAGUUCCGUUUACAGAUGACCGCCGUGAUUCCGCCUUUUCCAUCAAAACAACGAUUACGGACAGCACAUGUGGGCCAGCGAGUGCGCCCAUCACAGCUUCUGCGCUCAGCAAAAUCGUCUUCAAGAACGGCCGCGUUACAAUCCCUGCACGGGAGAUGCUGGAAGCUUCCAACCUGCUGCCCGCGGUCAAAAAGGGUGGUGCCAACGCGAACGACAAGUACGAGAGAGCCACAGCAGAGGACGAUAACGACGAUGCAUACAAUGUGAAGCUCAGCCAGGCAAUUGAAGAAGAACGCCAACAGGGCCUUCGACUAGCCGCCCUUCUAGCCAAUCAAACGGCGCUGCACGAUGCAUUCAACAGCGACAUUGCGUUGGGAAGGCACUUCGACGGAAUGGGCUUAGAGGGUGUAGUUGCUACUCUGGCCCAACUGGGCAAAGUUUCUCCUUAUCAGCUAAUAUGA
Capronia coronata CBS 617.96 is the source of this 1140-nucleotide messenger RNA. RefSeq lists its product as uncharacterized. Lineage: Eukaryota; Fungi; Ascomycota; Eurotiomycetes; Chaetothyriales; Herpotrichiellaceae. The transcript has a single exon. The coding region runs from base 1 to 1140 and encodes 379 amino acids. The record is from RefSeq and is a predicted model, not a curated record.